AUGAAGGUCAUCGGGUCAUGCGAAGCAAGAGACGAGGAUUGGCUUCGCCAACACCAAAGCUCUCGUCAAUUACCCUACGAGCUUCGCGUCCUGAACGCCAAGCAUGCCAUGCUCAAGGACGGCAUCUACGUCCCCAAUAAGUUUGACUCGGAGCCACUCUGCGGACCUGACGAACCGCGUACACCGCAGCAGCUAUUUCCGGAAAACAAUGCACCUUCGAAAGCUUCCCUGGCUUCUCUCAACACCGAUUCAUUCUGCAGCGGGAGCGUCCAAUAG
Molecule: messenger RNA, 276 nt
Organism: Anthostomella pinea
Lineage: Eukaryota; Fungi; Ascomycota; Sordariomycetes; Xylariales; Xylariaceae
Source: the annotation of a GenBank genome assembly